AUGUCGCUUUCUUUAGUCAAGAAGCGAUUCAAGCCAUCGAGAAUGACUUCUACAUGGAUGACUUCAUCAAGUCCGAUAGAGGGCGUCCCUCCUGCCGUGCUGCUAACCCAAGAGCUGGUAGAGUUAGCCGCCAAGGGAGGAUUUAGACUCCAUAAAUGGUUGUCUAAUGAGAGAGAAGUCCUAGCCGCGUUAAACGUUACCGAGACAGCCGUACAGGAGCUUGACUUCGACCAGGCCGACAUCCCAAGCCAGAGAACUCUAGGAAUGCAAUGGAACAUCCAAGAAGACACGUUCACCUUCAGCUGUCAACCGAAGGACACGCCAUUGACUAAGCGAGGACUCGUCAGCACCAUGUGUUCAGUCUUUGACCCAUGUGGCUUCAUCUCGGCAUUCAUCGCUCGAGCCAAGUUUAUGGUACAAGACCUCUGGCUGAAACACAUCGAGAUUCACGUAUUCGGUGAUGCGUCCGAAGCCGGCUUUGGUGCAGUUGCCUAUCUCCGUUACGAGACGCCUCAGGGUGAUACCCGCUGCUCCUUCCUUGCCUCAAAGACCUGUGUAGCGCCGUUGAAGGUUUUGAAGAUUCCAAGACUGGAAUUGCAAGGAGCCGUCUUAGCUGCACGCCUGGGAGUCAAGUUGGAGGCAGAACUGAAGGUCAAGGUCGUUAGAAGAAUCCACUGGUCCGACCCUGAGGUUGUCCUCAAGUACCUGCAAAACGACACCAAAAGAUUUCGUCCUUUCAUCGCGAACCGGGUAGUUGAAAUCGUGGAUCUCACCGACCGAGAUUUAUGGCGUCACGUACCCACGGACCAGAAUCCAGCCGAUCUUUGCACUAGAGGGCUACAGAUAUCGUCCUUCAAAGAAGAUGCCGGCUGCUUAUGGUUUCACGGACCCCAGUUCCUGAAGCUCACCAAGGACUGUUGGCCUGCCACCAAUCUUGGCUCAACAUGUCUUGAUUUGUCCGAUCCUGAGCUGAGAACCAUGGUGCACAACCUUACGGCAGCGACCGGGCCUAGUGACGACAAUGCAAAUGACGACGCAGUAGAUGUUGGUCAGCCAGGACCAAAUCAGAUACCUGAGGUCAAACCUCUAGCAACCUUUAACCUGGAGUCUAUCCUCAACCCCGGGGAUGUCUCAUCUUGGUCUCGAUUCGUCAAGAAGUCAGCAUGGAUACAGCGAGCAGUCCAGAACUUCACAUCAGCCGUGCCCAGGCUGGCCAAGCGGGAUCCCAACUUGACUGCAGAGGAGAUUGAGGCAGCCACGCUGUUCUGGGUACGCAUCGCCCAACGAGAAGUGUUCACUGAAGAGUUGGAGUGUCUUCAAAGAGAGCAGCCAGUCGGUCAGAAAAGUCGUCUCGUCAACCUAGGACCAUUCUACAAUGAAGCCAGCCGUUGUCUAAGAGUUGGUGGUCGACUGCGUAAGGCCUCGAUUCCAGAAGAUGCCAAGUUCCAGCUGAUACUCCCAACGAGACAUCCCGUCACUCACCUGAUCGCCAAACAGACUCAUCGCCAUCUUGCCCACUGUGGUCAAGAACACCUGGUUGCAGAGUUGAGACAGAAAUACUGGCCAGUAUGGGCCAGGGAAGCAGCUAAGCGAGCAAUCCGAGAUUGUCUGCUCUGUGAGCUCCAGAAAGCUAAGCCGUGCAUCCCGAGAAUGGCUGAUCUACCAGCACCUCGCUUGCAGGCCACCGCCGGUCCGUUUGCUUACUGCAGUGUCGACUAUUGGGGGCCCAUGCUGGUGAAAGAGAGAAGAAGCACCAUCAAAAGAUGGGGGUGUCUGUUUACCUAUUUGUCUACUCGCGCCCUGCAUCUGGAACUUGCCGACAGCCUAGAAACUGACGACUUUCUGCUGUGCCUGCGCAACUUCAUCGGUCGGCGCGGCCAUCCCAAAGAGAUGUUUAGUGACAACGAGACUAACUUUAAGGGUGCAGACGCUGAAUUGGUCUGCUGUCUCCAAGACCUCGACCAGAAUAAGAUUCUGGGCCGCCUCUCGCCGCAAGGUAUAACGUGGCACUUCAACCCGCCCUCAGCUCCACACUUCGGAGGAGCCUGGGAAAGACUAGUCCAGUCAGUUAAGACCGUGCUGAAAGCCACAAUGAAGAAUACGCUAGUCUCCGACUCCGUGUUACGAACAGCACUGAUCGAAGUGGAAGGAGUCCUCAAUAGCUGA
Molecule: messenger RNA, 2166 nt
Organism: Lineus longissimus
Lineage: Eukaryota; Metazoa; Nemertea; Pilidiophora; Heteronemertea; Lineidae
Exons: 3
Coding region: 1-2166 (721 amino acids)
Biological process (GO): DNA integration
Molecular function (GO): nucleic acid binding
Source: RefSeq, a predicted model, not a curated record